AUACGUUUCAUAAUAUUAGUUGAUAGAAAGAAAGAAAGAAAGAUAGAGAAAGAAAACAUUAAGCUCUUGCGUUUCUCAUGAACUGUGGAGUCGUGUUGGGUUUCUAUUGUUGGGAGAAAUUUUUUAAGAGAAAAAAAUGGAAGGAGGGUUAUUGGAAUAUGGAAGAAAGUGCACUCCAUCACCUUUCUUGUUGAAGACAUACAUGUUGGUGGAGGAUCCGGGGACCGACGAGGUAAUAUCGUGGAACGACGAUGGAACGGCGUUCGUGGUGUGGCAACCGGCGGAGUUUGCUCGUGAUCUUCUUCCAACACUCUUCAAGCAUAGCAAUUUCUCUAGCUUUGUACGACAACUCAAUACUUAUGGGUUUCGCAAAGUUGCAACAAGUAGAUGGGAAUUUUGCAAUGAAAAAUUCAAGAAAGGUGAAAGAGAGUUACUAUAUGAGAUUCGGCGAAGAAAAGCUUGGAGCAACAAGCAACAACGUUCGGUUCAAAAUCAAGAUUCUGAUGAAGAUCAAAGGUCAUCAUCAACCUCUUCAACUUCUGGUUACACUAAUCUUGUGGAUGAAAACAAGCGACUCAAGAAGGAAAAUGUGGUGUUGAAUUCUGAGUUAACAAGCAUGAAAAGGAAGUGUAAGGAGCUACUUGAUUUGGUAUCAGUUUAUAAUGAAAAACAGGAAGAGGAAAAAGGUAAAGAUGAUGAUGAAAGGCCAAUGUUGUUUGGAGUGAGAUUGGAUGUUCAUCAAGGAGAGAGAAAGAUGAAAAGGAAUAGAGGUGAAAUUAGUGAAAAUGCAAGUAUUUUGUUGUCGCAAUCAUGCAAAUAGAAAUAUAAAUAAAUAUGUUACAAUAGAAAGCCUGAAAAUAUAGGUAUAUAUUUGUAUGUAGUUGCUGAAAAUUAAAGUAAUAAUCAAAUAUUUAGAAGUCAUAUAUAUUAUUUGGUUAAUUAGAUAGA
Molecule: messenger RNA, 948 nt
Organism: Vicia villosa (hairy vetch)
Lineage: Eukaryota; Viridiplantae; Streptophyta; Magnoliopsida; Fabales; Fabaceae
Product: heat stress transcription factor B-3
Exons: 3
Coding region: 137-820 (227 amino acids)
Biological process (GO): regulation of transcription by RNA polymerase II
Cellular component (GO): nucleus
Molecular function (GO): RNA polymerase II cis-regulatory region sequence-specific DNA binding; DNA-binding transcription factor activity
Source: RefSeq, a predicted model, not a curated record